CAUGUUACGAUGCUUCUUUAGGAUCACAUUGUUGUUGUCGUCGUAGAAGAGUACGGAGAUGGGACUGAGCUUGGUGGGUGCGCAGCACGCUUUGGGAACCUCGUCCGGCUUCAGAAGGGUUCGCAAUCGUCGGGAGGUGGACAGCGACAUCGACUUCGAAGAGGAAUCAACUGCCCUGGAUGAGGUCCAGUUGGUUGUGCCAUUGGAUGAUGUGCCGGAUGUACCACUGCUGCCAGCCAUCCUUGAGGAGGUGCCAGAUGUGCCGACUAUCCUUGAGGAGGCCACUGGUAAUUGGCAGUUGAUACCGAUUAGGUUUAGCUCCCUGUACUGUGGGCCUGUUGUGAUCAGGAACAAUGCCGGUCCGGUGGCUAAAGCUUGGAGAACUUUCCAGUUCAUCAGCCCCAUUAUCACCUACAUGCGUGGGGGAUCCCAGCAGGUGGUGGUGAGGAUGCACCAUGCGAGUAGGGUUCGAGGCCUGGAGACUCAACUGGUGUGGGCCAUCUCCAAGGAGACACACAGACUUAGUCCAGAGGGCAUCCCCUACUGUGCCACCAAGGUGCAGUCCAUCUCUUGGAUCCAGUAUGUGGCUGGCAGGGUGACCCAGUAUGCGUCUCACCUCCGCCACGAGACGUCUGUGGCCGUGACGCAUGGCUGCUACCAGCAAACUGAUGUCUCGGUGGUGUACGCCACUCUCCACAUGGGGCUGGAUGGGCUGCUCUCCUCCUCGGCGUGGUCGGAGGCUGCCUCCGUCUCUACGCCCACCACUCAGCAGUUCACUGAGCCAGAGCCUGAGGGCCACAACUGCUAUGAGGGCUGGGAGGAGGACCUGCUGCCUGAGGAGAGGGAGGUUCCUCUGCUAAACCUCUACCUUACCACCAAGAGAGUGGAGGACAUCGGCCUGAGGCUCGUCUCCUGCGCCAGGCCUUUACUGAACCAUCUGUUUGUGGCGGGAAAGGUCCUACUGGGCGCACUGGUUCAGGUCCACCAGAUGGACGAGGCCGAAUUCAUCCGUGCCUAUAACGACUUUGUGGACUACCUGAGUGACCCCUCCAAGCAGAUUGACAUUGAGAGGGAGCUGGCUGAGGCAAAGAUCCAUCAUGUUAACCUGAUAGAUGUCCUUUUUGAGCUGGUGCUGUUUGGGAUGAUGACAGCUCAGAAAUCCCUGAUGGUGCAACCUGGUGGGUUCAUGGAGCGUCUGUACGCUCUCCUGUACUCCUUCCUGCCCACUGUUGCCAGCAUUGAGCCAAAGGCUGAGAGAUACCUGUUGCUGCUCAAUGGCGGGCUGAUGGCUCUGCUAGAUGACAUGUUUGGGCAGCAGCUGGCCUGGUAUUUUAACCGAGAGUCUCUGGUCACUGAGCUCUCCAGCCUCCUGGAGUACCACCUCGAGUACCUCAUGGCCAGCAUGUAG
Messenger RNA from Coregonus clupeaformis (lake whitefish), 1408 nucleotides. RefSeq lists its product as uncharacterized. The record is from RefSeq and is a predicted model, not a curated record. The transcript has 15 exons. The coding region runs from base 59 to 1408 and encodes 449 amino acids. NCBI's taxonomy places the organism in Eukaryota, Metazoa, Chordata, Actinopteri, Salmoniformes, Salmonidae.